AUGAGGUAACGUAUCUAAGAUCCAUGCUACCUGCUUACAACUUCAAGAAACUCCCAGAGAAAAUAAUGAAAAACAUCUCCAACCCAGGGAGGAUAUAUAAAUAUCUUGGCCACAGAAGAUGUAUAAUGUUUGGAAAAAGACAUUUGGCAAGAAAGAGAAACAAAAAUCACCCUUUGUUAGGAGUGUUAGGUGCUCCCUGUCUCUCUACAGACUGGGAGAAAGAAUUGGAAGCCUUCCAAAUGGCACAGCAAGGGUGUUUGCACCAGAAGAAGAGACAAGCAGCUCUGUAUGAAGGUGGAAAAGGCUAUGGAAAAAGCCAGCUGUUGGCCGAAAUAAACUUCCUGGCACAGAAGGAAGGGCAUAGCUACCUUCACAGGUGCUUUGGAAACCCCCUUUAUUGUGAGGUCCUAUGCCAGGACCUUCUCUCUAAGGACAUGUUGCUCUUUCAUGACCUACAAAAGGAGGAAGAGGAAAACAGCAAGUGGGAAACCCUCUCAGCCAAUGCCAUGAAACCCAUAAUGUAUAGUAUUUCUCCUGCCAACUCUGAAGAAGGCCAGGAACUUUAUGUCUGCACAGUCAAGGAUGAUGUGAACUUGGAUACAGUAUUUCUCCCACCCUUUUUGAAAGAAAUAGCAGUAAGCCAACUGGAUCAACUGAGCCCAGAGGAACAGUUGCUGGUCAAGUGUGCUGCAAUCAUUGGUCACUCCUUCCAUAUAGAUUUGCUGCAGCACCUCCUGCCUGGCUGGGAUAAAAAUAAGCAACUUCAGGUCUUGAGAGCUCUUGCGGAUAUACAUGUGCUCUGCUGGUCUGACAAGAGCCAAGAGCUUCCUGCUGAGCCCAUAUUAGUGCCUUCCUCUGUCGACAUCAUUGAUGGAACCAAAGACAAGAAGACAAAGUUAGAUGGUGGGUCAGCCUCUCUUCUCAGGCUACAAGAAGAAUUAUCCCUACCACAAACUGACGUGUUGGAAUUUGGAGUGCCUCUGCUACGGGCAGCUGCUUGGGAGCUCUGGCCCAAGGAACAACAGAUAACUCUGCACCUUGAAUGUGCCUGCUUUCUCCAAGUUUUGGCCUGCUGCUGUGGGAGCUGCCAUGAAGGAGACUUUGUCCCCUUUCAUCGUUUUGCAGUUUGUUCUACUAAGAAUUCCAAGGGAACCUCUCGAUUCUGUACUUACAGAGAUACUGGCUCAGUGCUAACACAGGUGAUCACAGAAAAAUUGCAGCUGCCUUCUCCCCAGGAACAGAGGAAGAGUUCCUAGAUCAAGUGAAGAGGAAGCUGGCUCAGACCAGCCCUGAGAAAGACCUGUUGACCACAAAGCCUUGUCACUGAUUGCUGUGUCGGCCCUUUAGUAAGUGUCUGCAUUUCAUUCAAAUCUACGAGCACAGCCGUGUUCUAACCUCUCAGAGCAAUGUCAUGCUGGGGGUCCACUCCUCCCUGGCCAUGUGGCCUAUUUUGCCAUCAGUAACUCCUCCCUGUUCCCCCAGCCAUGAGUGAAUAUGCUGAAUGAGGACCUUUUACUUUAAGGAGUUCUUCUCUUGAUGUGUGACCUGCCCUGUCUAUCACCAGUGGGUAUCUGAGCUUAAGGCCUCUGUAAUGAGAUGUGAAAAGAGAGAAUUCAUGUCCCUAACUAACAGCAUCAGACCUUUUGACACCUGCUUGACCAGGAUUUGGAUAAAAGGAGAAUUUCUGCAGGAAAAUAACUCUUGGAAAAGAAACUUAGGAAUUCAGAGUAAGCAUUUCUUCCUGGAAUCCUUGUGUGAGAGACAUAAAGACAGUCUCAGAUUCUUACUCACAAGCAAAGGCUGCACCUCUAAAAUAAAAAGGGACACACAGAUAUAAGGAGUUAGUCCUUGCUCCAAAGGAUUUGACAGAGUGGCUGAUGUCAAGGAGAACAAGGAUGCAGAAGAAACUCAAGAUGUAUGUAUUAAAACAAAAGAACAAUAACCUGAAGGGACCAUGAUUCUGUUAUUGUAUAUAACACAAGGAAAUGCCUCAGAUUCUCCUUUUAAAGAUAUAGUGUACAUAUUAAGUAUACUAGCCUUUAUAGUUACUGCUAUCUAUAUGUUUAUCAAAAUAAAAGACUAUUUUUU
Molecule: messenger RNA, 2088 nt
Organism: Nomascus leucogenys (northern white-cheeked gibbon)
Lineage: Eukaryota; Metazoa; Chordata; Mammalia; Primates; Hylobatidae
Product: adenylate cyclase type 10-like
Exons: 12
Coding region: 24-1256 (410 amino acids)
Cellular component (GO): cytoplasm
Molecular function (GO): adenylate cyclase activity
Source: RefSeq, a predicted model, not a curated record